GUUGGGUGGAGAGCUGCACAAGGUGGUCUACUAUAGCCAGUCAAAGGAAGCGACUGUCGUUAGGCCUAGUGUUAAGCCUAAGCCGGCAGUCGAACGUUCGUUCUGGAUAUUCACAGCUCGUCUGAGGUGAUACCGAAAGAAUUGCUGGCUGUUUAUGUAUAUUUGAGAGUUAAACGAGCGGUUCGAGAUGCAUCCCCUUUACGGAGAUCAUCAAAACUACUACAGAUACACGGGAUAUUCGGCGGUCGGCAUGAAUAGUACGAAUAACGUAUUACCUGCGUAUAGUCAGGCUUACAACCAGUAUGGCCACAACAACCGAAUUGUCAGACCGUCGCCCUGCGGACCACCUUACAACGCUCUACCAGCUCAGGGAUCUCAACCUCCUGCUAAAGACAUGGUAAAGCCACCUUAUAGUUAUAUAGCACUUAUCGCUAUGGCUAUACAGAAUGCUCCGGAUAAGAAAAUCACCUUAAAUGGCAUUUAUCAGUUUAUUAUGGAUAGAUUUCCAUUCUAUCGUGAAAAUAAGCAAGGUUGGCAGAAUUCGAUACGUCACAAUCUCAGCCUAAACGAGUGUUUUGUGAAGGUGCCAAGGGACGAUAAAAAGCCAGGUAAAGGUAGUUAUUGGGCUCUGGAUCCCGAUAGUCUUAAUAUGUUCGACAAUGGAAGCUAUUUACGUAGGAGGAGGAGAUUUAAGAAAAAGGAUACUAAUCGAGAUAAGGAAGACGAAAACAAGAAGAAAGAAGGAUCGGAUAACGUCAAAUCUUGCCAAAGAAAGGAAAAGGUUUAUGUUAAAACAAAUGGAACCUCCCAUACACCUUGCAGCGUGGUUACAAAACUAGAACCCAGUGAUCCUCCUACUUUAGCACCUUGCAUGCAAGUGUCGACUACUGACUGCAAAUACGAAUGCAAGACAAGUCCGGCGGCCGCUUCGUUAGCACCCAACCUUCUCUCGACUACUACAACUAAUUCAAUACUCUCCACACCUAUAAAUGAUACUAAUUUAGAACCGGCAACCAUUACUAAUUUCACAGUAGAUACGUUAGUGUCUACUAGACCGGACUCGCCCGCUUUGGGUGUCAUCAACGACAGUGUAUGUGGAAGCUCUUACGUACGACCGGGCAAUGGUAUGUAUACCUGUAACCUACCUGCUUGUUCUAGUCCUUUAUCUUCCUGUUCUUCAUCGCCACUCGAUAUUAACUGUUUAUACGGUGGAGAGAGACAGACGGACAACCAAACAUGUCUUGCUAAUGCCGUUUUGGGUCAACAGUAUAACAAUAGACAAUCCUGGUACGCUCUUCCCCAGGAAAGUAACGGAAACCUGAACACAGAUAACGUUUUUCCGUGCAUCAGAGAAAUGUUCGAGUCUCAACGUUUGAUCUCACCUUCCUCUGCAGUAACAGUCACUUCCAGUUGUCAGAUGGGAAGCGAUACUUAUAGGGCACAAACUUCAUACUAUGCUUACGAUUCAAAUAGAUAUUAAAGCUUCAUUCCCCUAGAGACGUCUCUUGGGCUCCUUCGAUGGCCAUUUUUGUUUAAUUUAAUUCAUUAACAAUGCCUUAUUUUGCCUUUGAUUCCAAUUUGUUCCUGUAGCUGAACAAAAUAAACUGAAUUUGAGGAAACAGUUCUUCGAUGUUUCUUGUGAAAAGAAUAAUCAUCUAAGUUGAUGUAUCGUGUAAUAAUUAUACAUAAAAAAAAUAAGGAUAGACAUGUAUGGACAAUCAAGAUGAUGGAUGUGAGAGAGACGAUCUUAAAUUUAUUAUUGUUAUAAAGACAUCUGGAGAAUUAGACGACGUUUGGACAUAUUGUAGACUUUCCAAGAAAAUUUUUGCCAUUCCAAUUAUUUUUCAAAAAAAUUAGCUUCAAAAUGCCGUAAAUUUUGUGUCUUUGUGCCAGUGACGUGUUAACUACUACCACAUCAUUAAUGUAAAUGUUCUGUGUAGUAUCAUUAUUGGAAAUAAAAAAUAUCAUAUAUUUCAA
This is a messenger RNA of Centruroides sculpturatus (bark scorpion), 1977 nucleotides long. RefSeq names its product forkhead box protein C2-like. The record is from RefSeq and is a predicted model, not a curated record. NCBI's taxonomy places the organism in Eukaryota, Metazoa, Arthropoda, Arachnida, Scorpiones, Buthidae. The coding region runs from base 188 to 1480 and encodes 430 amino acids. Gene Ontology annotation, molecular function: RNA polymerase II cis-regulatory region sequence-specific DNA binding; DNA-binding transcription factor activity, RNA polymerase II-specific. The transcript has 2 exons. Gene Ontology annotation, biological process: anatomical structure morphogenesis; regulation of transcription by RNA polymerase II; cell differentiation.